This is a messenger RNA of Paramisgurnus dabryanus, 2371 nucleotides long. Its product is annotated as zinc-binding protein A33. The record is from RefSeq and is a predicted model, not a curated record. Gene Ontology annotation, biological process: protein ubiquitination. Lineage: Eukaryota; Metazoa; Chordata; Actinopteri; Cypriniformes; Cobitidae. Gene Ontology annotation, molecular function: ubiquitin-protein transferase activity; zinc ion binding; protein binding.
AUCCACAGUUUUGACAGCAGUGUGUUAGCAUUUGAACAAAGUGCUGUAAAUCCACAGUGUUGUGCAGGUUGUGGUUAAAGUCAUGGAAUAAGUGUGUAAAGUUUUGAAAACUGUGUUCAAGCAAUGAAAAACGAACUAGAGUUUGGUCCACAUGAACUGCUGCUGUGCAGACUGUAGUUAGAGUUUUGCACAUGUGACUCCAGUUGUGCCCACUGGCGUUUAGCAAUCGAAAAAAACUGUAAUGUCCAUCCAUAUUUAUGUACGCAAAAUUAAAAACAAAAAUUUUUUGCAGAACUAAAUGUCGUCUUCUCUUAUAAACUUAAAACCGCACCUACUAUUGAAAUCAGGGUGCAUGAUUGGCCUGAAGGAUGUGGACCCAGUAAGAUCUUCUCUAUAUAUUCAGAGCAUUUCACUUCUGGCUUAACUCGUUCUGUAUGCUUAGACUCCUCCUCCUCCUCCACUGUUGCAUGUCAAGACAGACACAUUAUCAGCUCUGUGCUCCUCGAAACAAGCGUAGUGAAAACACCUGUAAACAGCAGGUUCAAGAGACACCCCAUAGAGAUGUCUAACACAUAAUCCAAAAGCAAUACCUACCCCAGGAGUGAGAGAGAGAGGACAUGUCUGCAAAUCUUCCCGAAGAGGACCUCUCCUGUCCCGUGUGCUGUGAGAUCUUCAAGGAUCCUGUCCUUUUGCCAUGCAGCCACAGUUUCUGCAGGAGGUGCUUGGAGAAGUUUUGGGAAAGCGCCGUUUCUUGCAGCUGCCCCGUCUGCAGGAGGAGAACUUCCAAAAAGAGCCCCCUCUCUAACCGGGCCCUUAAAAACCUGUGUGAAGCUUUUCAGCUGGGGAGAGGCCGGAGCUGUGCGUCCGGAUCCAAUAGUCUGUGCUGGAGACAUGGUGAAAAGCUGAAGCUUUUCUGUUUGAUAGAUCGGGAGCCCAUCUGCGUUGUGUGCCAGACUUCAAGAAUGCACAAAGGUCACGACUGUUCUCCCACAGAAGAGGCGGCUCUGGAUUGCAAGGAUAAACUCUCCACAGCCAUGAAAGUCUUGGAAGAAAAGCUGGAGUUAUUUAAUAAAGCCAGACGCUGUUCAUCCGUUACUCUGGAGCACAUCAGGGAUCAGGCCCAGCGAGUUGAGAGACAAAUAAAGGCUGAGUUUGUCAAGCUCCAUCAGUGUCUUUAUGAUGAGGAAGAGCACAGAUUAUCACAGCUGAAAGAGGAGGAAGAGCGAAGGAUCGAGGCCAUGAAGAACACAGACGAUGAUAUUGCAAAAAAGAUCUCAUCACUUACAGACAUGAUCAGGAGCAUGGAGAAAAACAUACAUGCUGAAGAUAUGAUAUUGUUACAGAAUUUCAAAGCUACAAUAGAGGGAACAUGGAGUACAUUACAGGAUCCAGAAGAUAUGUCUGGCUCUUUAUUAGAUGAGUCCAAGUAUCUUGGGAACCUCAAGUUCAAGGUUUGGGAGAAGAUGCUAUCAGCUGCACCUUACAGUCCUGUAAUUCUGGACCCAAACACAGCUCACCCGUGUCUGACGCUGUCUGAUGAUCUCACCAGUCUCCACUACAGCACCCUGAACCAACAUCUCCCCAAUAACCCUGAACGUUUCCACAUCAGCGCUGAGGUGCUGGGAUCCACCUCAGAGAGUCACAGCUGGGAGAUUGAGAUUGGAGAAAACGAAGACUGGAUCGUUGGCUUGGCCAGCGAGCGCGUGAAGAGAGACAAGGAAGUACCUGCGAGACCGGAGAAUGGCUUCUGGACCAUCUGUCUACGGGACGGACAGUACAGGGCUAUGGCAUCGCCCCCAACAGCUUUAAAGCCGGAGGGGAAACUGCAGAGGGUCCGAGUCCAGCUGAAGCGGGACAGUGGGGAGGUUGUUUUUUCGAACCCAGCGAGUGAAGAGAUUUUGCACACUUUCAAACACGCUUUCACAGAAAAGCUGCUACCUUACUUCUACACGCAGAGUAAACAUCCAUUGAGAGUCUUAUCCAGGCCUGUGUCGGUGUCUGUUAAUGAGGAAGGGUUACGUUUAUGAAUUUAUAAGGUUAUUGUGAAAGGGUGCUGCUAAAUGUUAUCUACCUAAUAUAGCAAUCGUUUAAAACUGGUGAUGAUCAGUGCUGUCUAUUGUUUACAAUUUUAAUUGAUUUGCAUAAUUUGCAUGCUUUUAAUUUAUUAAAUAAAUCGCAAAUAAUUACAUAUCAAUAUUCGCUGAAAAAAAUAAUACCUACAGUAUUAUUGCACACAGUUAAGACUUGUUUUUAAGAAAGAAAGGAUAGUUUUCAAGAUCUUUUUGAACUUGAGCAUAAGCUCGUCUUUCCUUAAUGAUUUCUGUAAUGCCUUAAUAUGCACAUUUAUUUACUAUUAAAAUAUUCAAACAAA